This is a messenger RNA of Chelmon rostratus (copperband butterflyfish), 1761 nucleotides long. RefSeq lists its product as uncharacterized. Bases 13 to 804 code for a protein of 263 amino acids. NCBI's taxonomy places the organism in Eukaryota, Metazoa, Chordata, Actinopteri, Chaetodontiformes, Chaetodontidae. The transcript has 4 exons. The record is from RefSeq and is a predicted model, not a curated record.
CAUUUGGCUGUCAUGGCUGCGCCCAUCGCACUCAUACAAGGGGCCAGCAGAGGACUGGGGCUUCAGUUCUGUAAACAUAUCUUGAAAAGCAAAAGCCCUGCUGCCGUGAUAGCGACAUGUCGAAACCCUGACGAAGCGGCCGAGCUGCGCAGCCUGGCCGGCCAACACCCGGGCAGACUGACGGUCCUCAGGCUGGACGUGAACCGAGAGGAGGACAUCCGCGGAGCUGCGGAGCGAGUUAAGGAGAGCUUCGGUCGCCUGGAUCUGGUCGUCAACUCCUCGGCGAUGCUUCACCCCUCCGGAAAAGGAGAGACGAGCUUGAGAGAUGUUUCUGCUCAGGGCAUCAUUUCCACCUUGACGACCAACACAGUGGGCCCUCUGGUAAUGGCCAAGCACUUUGCCCCCCUCCUUCAGAAGGGUGGAGGUGGUUUCGGUCAACAGCCUGCAGAGAAAGCCAAGCAGCACAGCGGCAUCAUCGUCAACAUCACCGCCAAAGUGGGAUCCAUUGGCGACAACGGUCUUGGUGGUUGGUACAGCUACAGAAUGUCUAAAGCAGCUCUCAACAUGGCUACCAGGAAUCUGUCUAUAGAGCUGGGCCGCAGUCGACCAAAAGUGGUGUGCGUGUCCUUACAUCCAGGAACGGUCAACACAGACCUCUCCCGACCGUAUCACAAGAAUGUGCCAAAAGACAAGCUGUUCAGUACCGAACACUCUGUGAGCUGUCUGAUGGGCAUCAUAGACACACUGAAUAUAGAAAAGACUGGCAGGGCGUACAGCUGGGACGGGACUGAACUUCCAUGGUAGAAUUGAUGAAUGGACAAAGAGAGAGGCUCGGUGUAGACGGUGUAAUAAGCUGGAAAGUCAUCAGAACUGACAUGCAGGAGGUCCCAGACGGACUGACGGUCUGAACAGUCAAAAACAAACCACUGCACCUACCUCAGCACCAGCCAAAGUGCUUAAAUCACCUCUAACACCUGUAACGAUAAUAAUGCCUUCACAUAAAGCUCGUACAGUAUGUGGCUUAAGAUCUGAUGCAAUUGUAACUAAACUAGUGAUGUAGCAGGCUGGGGGCUCAUGUGGUGGUAGAAAUAAUUUCAUAAACUAAUCUUGAGGUGCUUUGCUGUGUCAGUUAAUAUUAGCAAGUGGUUUAUGUUAAAGGGAUACGUUGACAUAUUGGGAGUGAUGCUUACUCACUUUCUUGCUAAGAAUUAGAUGAAGAGACAGUUAGCUUAGCUUAGCAUAAAGACUGUAAACAAUGAAACUGGAAUCUGCACAGGUGAAACUGACAGGUGAUCGUAUUACAUCUCAUUAGAUUGAAAUGUACAGAAACCCAGUUGUGAAAACAAUAAAUUGUGGUUUUACUGCAGAGGAUGUGAUAGGAUAUUUCUUGGCCGAGCCCAGUGACUUCCUCCUCAGGGUGACCGAAAAGACUCCAGGGAGUGACUGGGCCUGGCCAAGAAAUAUACAUAACCUCCCCCCAUGAAACCACAACAUCUCAUUAUUUUUGGUUUUGUACAACAAGCUGUUUGCCCUCCUUUCCAGUCUUUGUGCUAAGCUAAGCUAACCAUCUCCUGGCUGUAGGGUAUCAACAACAGAUAUGAGAGUGGUACAGAUCAUCUAAGUCUCAGCAAGAGAGCAAAUAAAUGCACAUUUUCCAAAAUGUCAAACUGUCCCUUUAAGUGUGACAUCGAAAAGCAAUUUCAGAUGUUUCUUGUUGUGUUUCAUAUCCAAUUGUUGAAUAAAAAUCUGUUUUUGUCACGA